Messenger RNA from Trichomycterus rosablanca, 2485 nucleotides. RefSeq lists its product as uncharacterized. Bases 273 to 887 code for a protein of 204 amino acids. The record is from RefSeq and is a predicted model, not a curated record. Gene Ontology annotation, cellular component: membrane. The transcript is spliced from 8 exons. Lineage: Eukaryota; Metazoa; Chordata; Actinopteri; Siluriformes; Trichomycteridae.
UCAUCACACUUACUGCAGGUCUGCUGCAGUUCUCCAGACUGGACUCCUGACUGCACUCACCAGCCCCAGAAGAUCCCUUACAUAAUUCAUAACCAGGUUAGAAGCACCGCACCCAUCAUCCCAGGGCUUGUGUCCAGAACAACACCGAGCGUCUGGAAUACAGCAGGACACGGAGGAACUGGUUCGGACAGCCUCGCCUCAUUACAUCAACGGUGCUGCAGUCUGCAGACAUCAAGAGGUUUGGGUGGCACUUUGGCACACAGGAGGGCAUCAUGUCGCUGUACCAGUCUCAGAUUAAAGCCUUCAAGAGCAGCGAGCCCAAAACCCUCGGGGCAGUGGAGAUCAUAAUCGGGAUACUGACGGUCACUCUGAGCACAAUCGUCUACAAACUGCACUAUCACAUCCAGCGAGAGGUCAUCAUACUCAUCGUAAACGGUGCACAGCUCGUUAUUACUGGGAUUGUCUUGGUGCAUGCUGGCAGACGACCAUCCAAAUGUCUGGUUGGUACGAGCAUCGUUCUGCAGUUGCUGACGGCCGCGUUUGAUGUCGUCGGGUUCGGUCUAUUAGCCAGACACAUACCGUUCCGCGGGGAGUCCUACUAUUACAGAGACACCGAGUGGUGUUGCGACCCACUUCAUUCAGUUUGGGCCUGCUGUGGAGAAGGAGACAAAGGGGGGCAUAAGGAGUUUUUGGUGAACGGCAUUUUAGGCACUUUGAUCGGAUGUUUGGUGCUGGUGUGUAUUAUCGGUCUGGUGGUGGCACUUUUCGGAGUUUACGCCCUCUCUGUUAGUUCUAUUAAGGAGGUGACACCUAUUCCAAACUCCACUUCAAACCCUUUUUACGGCACCGGAGGACCGGUCAAAGCUAUGGGGCAUGCUGGAAACUGACCGGGAAACAAAAACACAGCAUGCGAUCGUCAGCGUUAGCACAGUUUCACAGUUUUAAUCAAACAAAAUGAUGACUGUUUCACCUCCAAAUCUCAAGUUCAGAAAAAAAACACACCUUUCGUGACAAUGUAAAUAAUUUCUACGUAGGUAAACGGAGUAGCUGUCUGGUAUUUGGCUGCUUUCUCACUAUUAGGCUUUAAAACGAAGCAAGUAGCUGCUAGAACGCUCAUUUUAACGCUGCACUUUAAGAUUGUAGUUUGUUUGCAUGAAAAUGCUCAUGUAGUGUAACAUAGAUACGAAUGUUAUGAUGAUAUAAAGGCUUAUGGAUGUUGUAUGAAUGAAAAUUUACGGACAAUCUUACUCGAAAUGCUAACGUAACGUAAUUACGCUUAGAUUCUGCUGGAAUAGAAUUUAGAGCUAUAGUAAAGACGAAAUAUAGUAAUGUUGGUGCUCAUUUUAUUAAUGAAAGUCUUUCUUGUAGUGCUGUAGGACGUUUGCAUGAAACAUCGGUCAAGUCAUAAUACAAAAGUAUUAAAAUAAAUAAAUACUGAAUAAUAUUUAUCAAGCCUUACCUCAGCAAAAUGAAACUGGAUCCAAAGGGAAUGGAUGAAGCUUUACCUUAAAACUGGGCUCAAUAGGGUGCCCAGGUGGCUCAGCGGGGAUAUUCUGCUUGCACACCAGCACCGAGUUUCUGAACUCCCCGGUUCGAAACUCGGUGUUGCCUCCGGUCGCCAUCUGGCGGGCAUAAUUGGCAGUGCCUGCAGCAGAUACUAAUUGGCCACCGUAUCUGCAGGGUGGGGCCGGACUAUAGGUAAGUGGGUGGGUCUUCAUAUGCUGUGUAAGGACCCUGAUUGGCGGAAGAGGAGGGCUGUGCACGUGUCGAAAGAGGCGUGUACAGCGACGUGCUCUCCUUGGAUGCAAUCCGGUGUCUCUCAGCAGCGGAAGACAAAACUGAGUCGCUAAAUCGGGAGGAAAAUGGGGAGAAAAUGCAUAAAAUAAAAAUUGGGCUCAGUUGACUCUAUCUGGUUUAAACUACAUAUUAAAAUAAAACAUGAACAGAUUAUUUAUAAAAAGAACUUGUAUUCCUAUUUUUGAUUGUAAAUAAACCUCUAAGCUUGAUAAAUACUGUACAGUAUAUUUGUAUAAAUGCAGAACUUUCAAUUAAGUGAAUUACGAUAAAAUUACACAGAGCACUGAACAGCGACUGCAGAUGACUUGCAUUGCUUGGCUUUUUUGUCAUCUUGUUUUAUAUUUACUGAUACUUCAGGAAAGCUAUGAUGACUGCCAACUCUGUAAGUGCCACCACUCGUGACCAAAAUUUUUGGACACUAAUAACAAAAUGUGAGAGGUUGAAGCCUCGUCCAAGGGCUCGGCCUGCUGCGUUGUAAACUCCACCUGCGGAAGCACGUGUUCGGUUCACCAUCCGGUUCACAGUACUGUUCGUGUCAGUGUGUCAUUGCCUUCACAACAGCAUGUCUGAUGUACAUUUUGCCUGUAUUAUACGAUCUGUUUCUAUGUAGUGAUGUAAAGUCUAGUCGGUUUCAUGCCUAUAUGGAUGAUUGAUAUUGAAAAUAAAUGUCAUUGACUAGACAGAAAAA